AUGGAGUAUUAUUCAUCAUUAGAUGCAUCUCAACUAGAUUCAGAAAGACCUACUCUUUUUGAAUUAAUAUCAGCAAAUCAAUUAGAAGCAUUACUAUCUCCCUCAUUAAGAUAUAUACUAGUUCACUAUGCAAGCAGAUAUCCGAGGUAUCUUCUAAAACUAAACAAUCAUUUUGAUGAAAUAAACUUAAUACUACGAAGCUUCAUAGAAUGGUACUUUUUGAAAUACUGGCAAGGAUCAUUUACAGAAAAUUUCUAUGGGUUGAAAAGAGUAAAUCAAACACCUUUAUCACAAGGUAAAUUCAAUAGUGGGAAAUUAACACAAUUAGUACCAUCAAUGAUUGAAGAUAGAAGAGAGUUAACCACUUUACAAAAGCUCAUAUCAUUAUUUGAAAUCACAGGUGUAUCUUUCAUAUCUGAGAAAAUAAAUUAUUGUUACGAAGUAUGGUAUACAAAAUAUAUCACCAACCAAUUGAAUACCCAUGAAUCAUUAUCAAGGAAAGAAAACAUCAAAAUUCAAAUAAAAAGAAAAUUUAUCGAAAUAUAUCCUUAUAUUCAAAGUGGGUAUAGACUAGCAAAUUUCAUUACAACUUUACUUUAUCUUAGUGGUUCUACUAAAUCACCAACUAUACUUACAUAUUUGUUUAAAAUGAAUUAUUCAAGAUUAAAUCAAUACGAUUAUGAUAAAAAUGAACCACGAGAUAAGUUGAAAGACUCAACCAAGAGACAAAAUAAAAUUGCACCGCCAACAACAAUAGAGUUCCUUUUAAAUUUUUUGAGUAAUAAAAUCACUCAUCCAUCUUGGAAAUUAGUUAAAUUAAUACUUGGUACAUUUUUCCCAGUUGCAAUUUUUACUUUGAAAUUUCUUGAAUGGUGGAACAAUUCUAAUUUUUCACAAAAAUUAUUGAAAAAUUCAGGUAAUUCUCUUGAUUUUACCUUACCACCUCCAUCAGCCUUAACGUUAUCGUUAAAAAGUUUAGGAAACAAGAGUAAAUCACUAGUUAAAAAACCUUCCAAAAAGCCGUAUAAAUCAGGUAAAUUAUGUCCAUUAUGUAAAAAGGAAAUGACUAAUCCAGCAAUAAUUGAAACAGGUUAUGUUUUUGAUUAUUCAUGUAUAUAUAACUAUUUAGAGAAAUCACACAUCAUAGUAGCUAAACAAAAAGAUGAAAUUGAAAUUGAGAAAGAAUAUAUAGAUGAUGAUGAAGAAGAAGAAGAAAUAGAAAAAGUGGAAACAACCAUAGAUAUUGAUAAAGGUGGUAGAUGUCCAAUAACUGGUAGAAAGCUAUUAGGAUGCAAAUGGAACCCUUUGAAAGAAGAAUGGCAAAUUGAAGGUGUAAGAAGAUUAAUUUUUUAA
Lodderomyces pseudojiufengensis is the source of this 1353-nucleotide messenger RNA. It is a transcript of the gene PEX12, whose product is annotated as ubiquitin-protein ligase peroxin 12. Gene Ontology annotation, cellular component: peroxisomal membrane; peroxisomal importomer complex. The transcript has a single exon. Bases 1 to 1353 code for a protein of 450 amino acids. NCBI's taxonomy places the organism in Eukaryota, Fungi, Ascomycota, Pichiomycetes, Serinales, Debaryomycetaceae. The record is from RefSeq and is a predicted model, not a curated record. Gene Ontology annotation, biological process: protein import into peroxisome matrix; protein monoubiquitination. Gene Ontology annotation, molecular function: protein binding; ubiquitin-protein transferase activity; zinc ion binding.